AAUUUAGAGUUUAAAAACAAAAAACGUUACUUUUGGCAAAUACCUGAAAGUUAAAACAAAGCCAGGGAAAAAAAAUUGUUUUAGGAGUAGAUAGAUCCCAAGGCUUAUUAUAUUGACCAUAACAACUGUAUUUUUUGUGAAUCCARCAUGGAAACGACGGAUCAUCAUUUUUUAUCGAUGUACUUACACAAAAACUUUCUGGGAGGAUUUUCUGGACUGGCUUUCUACAAAGACCCAGCUACAGGACACACUUACUCUGGACAACAUAAUAUUUGGUUUGAACUUGAAGGAUGCACAAUCAGACUAUGUUUUAAACAAUUUAUUACUGAUGUCAAAAUAUUUCAUUCAUUGCUGCAAAUGGAAAAAGGUAAAGCCUAUAUUUAAUGUACUUAAAAAACAUCUUGUUGGAAAUUAUGUAAUUGCUUUAAAACAAAUGAAAUGUAAGAAUGCAAAGUCUCUAUGGAAUGGAUUUGAAAAUAUUUGAAGACUUCUGGUUGUAGUUGUACAACUGUGUGAAUGUGUUUGAUUUUUUUUUUAUUUUGUUUAUUUCUAUUGUUUGCUCUGUUCUAUCUUGUGCCUUGAAAAUGUUAUUUCACCUGUUUAUUGUUGUUAAAUCCCUAAACGAUUGUACACUUGAAUUUAUAUUACAAAAAAUAAAAAAUAAAAAGAUCCCAAGGCUCGUUUUGUAUUAAUCUCUUGCAGCAUAUUACUCCGCACCACGUUGAGUAAAAUGUCCUCCUCUAAAAACAAUAGUCCAUCAAAUAUAACGUUAGAAAAUAAUUACGUGUAGCAAAAUAAGGUGAAUAAAUAUUAAAAACCGACAAACAAAUGUAACGUUGAGUUAACAAGCAGCGCUGUUUCAAACAAAAACAAUAAAUAAAGAUCAGGUCUAUCGGACAGGAAGCGAGGAGAGACUCAUGGCGCCCGACUAGAAAGAACCAACAAUUAUCGGUUCCUUUUUUGUUUCCUUUUCGUCUCCUCUACGCUAAAGGAUACUACACUCCUUUAAACUGCACGGUAUGGAUUCAGAGGAGAAUGAGGUGGAGAGCAGCAGUGAUGCUGGCCCAUCAGGGAUGGAGGAGCCGUCUGAAAGCGGCAUGGGGAUGGAGUCAUCGGAGGCUAUGUCGGCAGACAGCAGUGAUGCUGCUGCCUCUCAUCCACAGGCCCCAGAGUCAGACUGUCAUGUGGGACAGAGCUCAGAAGGACUUGUGGUGUUCAUUCCAGAAACCAGCUCUAGCACAGAUGUCAGAGUUUCUUCAGUCCAUCUUCCUGACUCCUCCUCUGUGGCUCAGUCUACCAGCGUGUCCAGUGUCUCCACAGUGACUCAAUCAGUGCUGGUGUCAGAAUCAGCCCAGGUUCUGGUUCACUCCAGCGCCGUGUCUGAAGGAGCUAUGAUGGUUUCGGACUCCACUGCCUCUACCUCAUCAGAUCUGGGCUCUGCCAUCGACAAGAUCAUAGAGUCCACCAUCGGUCCCGAUAUCAUGAAUGGUUGCAUAGCUGUGACAAGUGCAGAGGACGGAGGGGCAGAAACUACCCAGUAUCUGAUUUUACAAGGACCAGAUGACGGGGCUCCCAUGGUUGCGCAGAUGUCAUCGUCUGCCCUGUCCAACCGUGUUGCUGUGGAAGCUCUCACUGAAGGUCCCACGUCCACGUGUCUGGACCAGGGAGACCUGCAGGGCGGCCUGGAACCAGACCAGCCUGACGAUCAACCAGGACACUCGGGUUACCCGGAGGACAGCAGUAGUCAGCCUGACCAACCCCAGCACUCCCACCCCUCCCAGUACAUGGACUGCAGCGCAGAUGGCCCAGACCAAACAGAGGAGUCUUCCUCUUCCUAUUUGGAGUGUUCAGGUGAGGAACCCGACCAGACCCGCUCGCAGCCGGGCUUUCCCGACUACAGCGGGAACAACAGUGACCAGGACCUGCCUGGCUACGUGGAGUGCCGCGGUGCUGACUCGGACGCCACCGGCCGGAGUCACUGCGUGGUGGCRUGCAGCUCUGGGUACCUGGAGUGCGCAGCGGAUGAGAGGCAGCGGUCCCAUCAUUCACGCRGCUACAUCGACAGCAGUGCAGACCACCGGACUCAGACCAGCCGGCAGUAUGGAGCCGAGUACGGGGCAGAAUGUGUUGCAGCCGCAGACUCUGAGCAGCCGGGCUGUUCUCAGUACCAAGCAAGAGAUGACGACGACGACGAGGAUGAACAGAACCAGGAUCCAGAUCAGCCACAGCAUUCUCAGCAGCAGCCGCAGCACUCCUGUUACACAGAGAACAGCAACGGGCCCGAGGGGUCUCUGUAUCCCGAUGACAGCUCYUCAUCCGACCACCCGCUGGCGGACACGGCUGGUUCCGUCAGACUUCCCGAAGCCCUGGAAUGCAGCGAGAGCCAACCUGGCAUCUACAUCAGCAGCAGUGGCACGUACGCCUCGAACCCGGAGCCAGAACCACCCCAACAGAGCUCGCCCUGCCGAGGGGAGCCCCGAGGUUCUCAGGAUGAAGCUGGCCUUUCCAGAGACGAGGAAGCAUCAGCCGUGGCAGAGGGCUCCGGAGACCACCACCCUAACCUGGCUGAGUUAGAGGAGAUGAUGGAGGUGGUGAUCAUUCAGCAGUUUAAGUGCAGGAUGUGUCCGUACAAGAGCGCCUCCAAAGACACACUUAUCAAACACAUGAGAGAGAAACACUUUAAAAUGGCCAGAGAAAUGCCGACGAAGCGUAAACGUGGACGGCCUCCAAAAAGUACGACAUUAGCUCGUCAAAAAGCAGAGCGAGAGGAGGCCGAGAAGAAGAAGGUAGCUGAGGAGGAGGAGGACGACGACGUUGUGGACGCUGGUGCCAUUGAUGAUCCUGAAGAGGACAGCGACUACAAUCCAGUAGAAGAAGAGGGCAAAGGAACUCCGGCUGUUCUCAAGAAACCUUCUACUCCCAUCUCCUCCUCUUCACCAGGGCGUCCGCGAAGAAAAGUUGGCCGUCCGAGAAAAUACUCUGUUCCAGGUGAAGGUCACGGCAGCAAAGAAGCAGAAAGUGUUUCCAAAAAGCCCAGGGUUGACGUAGAGGCCGGAGCAUCUGAAGAGGCGAGCUCUUCUGGUUUAGGAAACGCAGCUGAAGCAGGGACUGAUGGAGACACAGCUGAGGCGGCAAUAAGCCAGUCAGACUCUGAGAACAAAGACCCUUCGUCCAACUCCCAGCCAGAGGAGGAGUUCUUCCCGAGGAAACGGGGCCGACCGUCCAAGCGCUUCCUACGCAAAAAAUACAAGAAGUACAUGAAUCGGAAUCGGUACUACAAAUCCCUCAAACCUCUCCUGCGACCUCACAACUGCUGGAUCUGUGGUUCUCGCUUCCUCACUCAAGACGAUUUGCGUUUUCACGUGGACUCUCACGAAGGCAACGACCCGGAGCUCUUCAAGUGCCUGCAGUGUAACUAUCGCUCCAAGCGCUGGUCCUCACUCAAGGAACACAUGUUUAACCAUGAGGGCAAAAAGCCAUUUAAAUGUGAAGAAUGUGAUUACUCAAGUGUUUACAAGAARGAUGUCCUUCGACACUCAACAGUCCACAACAAAGACAAGAAAAGAAAAACGGAGUUGGCUCCUAAGGUGUCAGAGUUCCCCUGCCCUGUGUGCGACAAGGUGUACCCAAUGCAAAAGAGACUGACCCAGCACAUGAAAACCCACAGCUCAGAGAAACCCCACAUGUGUGAUAAGUGUGGUAAAUCCUUCAAGAAGCGGUACACGUUCAAAAUGCACUUAUUAACCCACAUCCAGAGUCUUGGAGAAAACAAGUUCAAGUGUGAGUUUUGUGACUUUACUUGUGAAAACAAGAAGCUGCUGCUCAACCAUCAACUGUCCCACACCAACGACAGGCCUUUUAAAUGCGACUACUGUAAAUAUUCCACCUCUAAAGAAGAGUUUCUCGUCUCUCAUCUGGCCAUCAAACACACAGGGGAGAAGCCUUUCUCCUGCAGCAUGUGUCACUUCAUGACCAAGCACAAGAAGAACCUGGGUCUUCACGUCCAGUGUCGCCACCCCGAGAUUUUUGACGAGUGGUCGGCGGCUAACCCUGUAGAGCCGGUGAGACGGCGGCGAAAACCCUUCUUCACCCUGCAGCAGAUAGAGGAGCUCAAACAACAACAACACGACGACACGCAGGCUUUGCAGAGCACGAUUGUCACUGUGGAUUCUGCAACAAUACAAGCAAUGCAGAGCAUAGAAAAUGCUUCGGUGGAUGCAUUGGGAAACCCCACUAUCAUCUAUGAACAAGCUGAAUCUGGGGAUCUGUCUGCUCAAAAUGCUCUGGACCUGCUGCUGAAUAUGAGCAACGCUCGUGAACUCGUUGGAAAUUCCUUACAGGUAGCUGUGCUGAAUUCAGAAGGGAAAUCUGUGGAAAACGGUUCACUCACAGCUGUGACUGUGGCGCCUGGCGAGGCUCAGAAGAUUAUGACAGUUCACGUGACUGAGAAUGGAGAAACGGUGCUACAAGAGGCCUACGAGGCGACCACCACUGAAACGGGAGAGAUCGCUCACUUUGCCAUUGAAGCUUAUGAGGAUGGAGGGGAGUUCAGUGUGGUAGAGCAGCAUGAUGGAGAAAGUCGUAGUUCAGGCUACAGUAAUGGAGAGAGUAGUCCUCCGCAGGGUUUAGAAGUUUCAGGAUCAGAGAGCCUGAAAGGUGACAAGUACUAUAUAAGUUCAACCUUGGCUGACGGUGUGUUGCAACAAGUGGAGCUGAGCAGUGAAGCUCCAGCCUCUCCUCCUGCAGUGAGCUCCCUCAGCCUCAACACCAAGAGGUUCUCCUGCCGAAUCUGCAUGGAGGCCUUCAACGGACGCUCCGACAUGGAGAACCACAAGAGGGCGCACGUGGAUCCCAACACGUUUAAAUGUCCUGACUGUGAUUAUACCUCCAGCUCCUGGCCUGAAGUAAAGGCUCACAUGGGGAUGCACUCUUACCUGCGUCCUCACAAGUGUCCAAACUGCAGCUUCGCCUCAAAGAACAAGAAGGACCUGCGCAGACACAUGAUGACACACACCAACGAGAAACCGUUCGCUUGUGAACUUUGUGGCCAAAGGUUUAACCGCAACGGCCACUUGAAGUUUCACAUGGAGCGUCUUCAUAGUGACGAUCAUCCUGCUCGCAAAGGCCGAACGAUGUCUCAGCAAACCAUUAUCGUCAACAGUGAUGAGGAGGCCUUAGCCACCCUGCAGUCCUUGCAGACACAUCAAACGGUGAUCACUCCGGAGAGGCUACAAACCCUGGGACAAGAUCACAUUUUUGUAACUCAGGAGCAGGAGCUGUCAGACCAGGGGGACAGUUCGUACAUCCAGCAGAUCACCACAUUAGAUGGUCAGACAGUUCAGCACCUAAUGACAGCGGAUAAUCAGGUAACUGAAGUCCAGUACAUCAUCUCCCAGGAUGGAGAUGUGGAGCACCUGAUUCCUCAGGAGUAUGUCGUGGUUGCUGAUGGCAGUCACAUUCAGAUGCCUGAUGGACAAAUCAUCCAGUAYGAGCAUGAGCAGCAGAUUACUGUAGAUCAUGACGGUCAGAUCCAGUACCUGCCUGUCAGCUCAGAGCAGAUCCUGAACUCUGAGGAGCUGGACGCCGCUUCACAAUCUGCUGUCACAGCUGUAGCAGAAGCAGCCAUGGAAGAAACCCAAACGUUUUACACUGAAGCUACACCGGAGCAGCUGGAGCAGCUGCAGCAGCAGGGCAUCCACUACGACGUCAUCACUUUCACCAACGAGUAGAGGUGCAAACAAAGCCAAAGGGACAAACGGAAAUGACAGAGACCUCAUCUUAUUUAUGCACCUGUAAAAAAAAAAACAGCCUUAUCUUCUCCACUGCAUUAUCUGUCCGAGGCAGCUACAAAACAUCAGCUUGUUUAAAAAAAGAUCUACUUUGUUGCACCUGUUGCUUCUAUCUUCUUCAUAGGGACUGUACGUUUCUGACAUAAUCUGAGGAAGAUUUGCUUGUUUUUGUCAUUUACGUGCCUGAAAUGCUUUGACUUGCAAGACAAUGUUCUCAUAGAAAAGGCCGCGUUAAAACCGUGGUUUUAAAAAGUGAUCAGUACUUAAGGUUUUGAAUGAGUUUAAAUGGAAAGGGAGUGUUGUUGUUUUUUCUCGGUAUUAAGUUAUGUUUAUUGCUUGAAUAUUACAACCUGCUCAUGAAAUAUAAAUGUACAUACAUUUUGCAGAUAUUUUUUGUUGUAAUAAAGAAAAGUUUUGAGUUAUCGAGUACAAUAUUAUCAAAAGUUGAAAGCUAACACCAAAUAAAUUGCUUUGUGUAUAAAA
Austrofundulus limnaeus is the source of this 6272-nucleotide messenger RNA. Its product is annotated as zinc finger protein 335. Lineage: Eukaryota; Metazoa; Chordata; Actinopteri; Cyprinodontiformes; Rivulidae. Gene Ontology annotation, molecular function: RNA polymerase II cis-regulatory region sequence-specific DNA binding. Gene Ontology annotation, cellular component: nucleus. The record is from RefSeq and is a predicted model, not a curated record. The coding region runs from base 1020 to 5729 and encodes 1569 amino acids. Gene Ontology annotation, biological process: positive regulation of transcription by RNA polymerase II; positive regulation of neurogenesis; brain development. The transcript is spliced from 28 exons.